AUGGAGAUCGUCUGGGUCUCUGCAAUACCCGUCGCGGAAUUACCUGAAAAACGAGAUAAUGCUUUAUACACAUCAAAUAUUUUUGAACCUUUAGUUCUUCCUGAUAAAUCUGACCAACCCCAAGUUCGCAAAUACACUUUCAAAUUAAGUUCAAAAGAAUUGUCGCCUGAUGGUUUUAGCCGUACAUGUUACUUAGUAAAUGAUCAAUAUCCCGGUCCUAUUAUUCAAGCUUAUAAAGGUGAUACUAUCUCUGUAGAAGUGGUGAAUGAUCUUUCAGUUGAAACCGCAAUGCAUUGGCAUGGAAUGUUUCAAAGAGGAACUCCGUGGUAUGAUGGUGUACCCGGAAUGACUCAAUGCUUACUUGCUUCAAAGUCCUCUCUCACUUAUGAAUUCUCCGUUGAUGAACAAAGCGGAACUUAUUGGUGGCACUCACAUUACAAGGCUCAAUACCUUGAUGGCAUACUAGGUCCUUUGAUCAUUCAUGAUAAGAAUGAUCCAUACGUGAAGGAAUACGAUUACGAGCUUGUGCUUACUUUAACUGAUUGGUAUCAUGCAAUAGCCGGCGAUUUAUUAGCUGGACUUCUAACUCCAGGAUAUAAAGGACUUAAUGUUAGUCUUGUAAGUGGAAAAGGUAGAUACAACUGCGAUGCUGCUCCCGGAUCAAAAUGUGUUAAAAAUUCUCCAUAUGCCGUUUACAAAGUUAAAAAGGGAAAGAAAUAUAGAUUCCGUAUAAUUAAUACCAGUGCUGAAGCAUUCUUCGCCCUUUCAAUUGAUAGUCAUACUAUGAAAGUAAUUGAAGUUGAAGGAACUUUGGUCAAAUCUGUUGAAGUUAAACAAAUUGCUCUUCAUGUUGCUCAACGAUUCUCUGUAAUAGUUGAAGCUAAUCAAGAAGUUGGAAACUUCUGGAUACGUGCUAAUAUGUCAAAGUCAUGUAUUGCUAACAAUAAUUUCACUAUUAAUACUAACUCGGCGGUCAAUUAUGAUGUUCGCGCCAUCCUCUCUUAUGAAGGUGCCGAUGAUAAGGAACCUACUUCUAGUGCAUAUCCUGAUGAAGUUAAACCAUGCAGAAAUCUUGAUAGUAAAUUAUUAAAACCAUUAAUAGAUUCCCCAUGUCCUGAAAAAACCGAAUCUGUUUCAUUUAACGUAACAUUUGAUAAAAUUAAAAAUGUAACUGCUGCAAAAAUUGAUAAUUCAAGUUAUGUUCCAACUUUUGAUAGUCCAACACUUUUACAAAUUAUUAAUGAUGGAAUUAACGUGAAAGAUUUACCAACAACACAAAAUAUACAAGAAUUUGAUAAUGAAAAUGGUGUUGUUGAAAUAACCGUGUUUAAUACUAACCCGGCUAAUCAUCCAUUCCACUUGCACGGUCAAACUUUCUAUCUCUUGGGAGAAGGUUCAGGUCAAAAAGUUAAUGAAACUUUAAAUACUAAUGAUCCACCGAUUCGUGAUACUACAGUGGUUCCAUCUAAUGGUUGGUCAGUUAUACGUUUUAAAACUGAUAAUCCUGGUGUUUGGAAUUUCCAUUGUCAUAUUGAAUGGCAUAUUGAAAUCGGUAUGGUAAAACAAUUGAUCGUUAACCCUUCAAAAAUAAGGAGCUUAAAAGUACCUGAUAGUGUUAAAAAUUUAUGUAAAGCUCAAACAUAUUAA
Messenger RNA from Cetraspora pellucida, 1647 nucleotides. The record is from the annotation of a GenBank genome assembly. Lineage: Eukaryota; Fungi; Glomeromycota; Glomeromycetes; Diversisporales; Gigasporaceae.